UGCCUGCCAGCUAGCCGGGGCGGCGGGAGAGCGCGGCAAGCGGGGCGCAGGGUUGAGGAACGCGGCGCGGGAGUGCGGGAGGCUCGCCGCCCAGCUCCGUCGCUGUCGUUCUCCGCGCCUCCAGCACUCGCUUCCUUCCCUUCCCUCCCCUGCAUCCCGGCCUGGGGUCUCGGGUGGGGAACGGAGGGAAGGGACCUGAGAGGAAGCGAAAGCGGAGUGAGGGGCGGAGGGGGUCCCGGCGCGGAGCAAGGCGCGCGCCGCUGCUUGUUCUCUCUCCGCAGCCGCCGCCUCCUUGCCGGGUGGGUGCCGCGGCCCCGGGCGCGCGGGACUCCCGGGGCGCCCGCACUAUGCAGGCGGACCGCCGGCCGCCGCGAUGGCGAGCCGGACGGUGGUGAGAGCCGGGCGCAGCCCGUACCAACCCCGAGUCCGGGCCGCGGCCGCCGCCCCCGCAGGGGCCGCGCUCCCCCACUCCCAUUCCUCCCCGCUCCCGCCCCGCGCCAGCUCCUCCUCCUCCCCUAUGCCUCUGUUCCUUCUGCUCUUACUGGUCCUGCUCCUGCUGCUCGAGGACGCGGGAGCCCAGCAAGGUGAUGGAUGUGGACACACUGUACUAGGCCCUGAAAGUGGAACCCUUAUGUCCAUAAACUACCCACAGACCUAUCCCAACAGCACCGUUUGUGAAUGGGAGAUUCGUGUAAAGAUGGGAGAAAGAUUGCGCAUCAAAUUUGGUGACUUUGACAUUGAAGAUUCUGAUUCUUGUCAUUUAAAUUACUUGAGAAUUUAUAAUGGAAUUGGACUUAGCAGAACUGAAAUAGGCAAAUACUGUGGUCUGGGAUUGCAGAUGAACCAUUCAAUUGAAUCAAAAAGCAAUGAAAUUACAGUGCUGUUCAUGAGCGGAAUCCAUGUUUCUGGACGAGGAUUUUUGGCUUCAUACUCAGUUAUAGAUAAACAAGAUCUAAUUACUUGUUUAGACACUGCAUCCAGCUUUUUGGAACCUGAGUUCAGUAAGUACUGUCCAGCUGGUUGUCUCCUUCCUUUUGCUGAGAUAUCUGGAACAGUCCCUCAUGGAUAUAGAGAUUCCUCGCCAUUGUGCAUGGCUGGUGUGCAUGCAGGAGUGGUGUCAAACACCCUGGGUGGCCAGAUCAGUGUUGUAAUUAGUAAAGGUAUCCCGUACUACGAAAGUUCUUUGGCUAACAACGUCACGUCUGUGGUGGGACACUUAUCUACAAGUCUUUUCACAUUCAAGACGAGUGGUUGUUAUGGAACUCUGGGCAUGGAGUCUGGUGUGAUUGCCGAUCCUCAGAUAACAGCUUCAUCUGUGCUGGAGUGGACGGACCACACAGGGCAGGAGAACAGCUGGAGACCCGAAAAGGCCAGGCUGAAGAAACCGGGGCCUCCCUGGGCUGCCUUUGCCACUGAUGAGUAUCAGUGGUUACAGAUAGAUCUCAACAAGGAAAAGAAGAUAACAGGCAUUGUGACCACUGGCUCCACCAUGGUGGAGCAUAACUACUAUGUGUCAGCCUACCGAAUUCUAUACAGUGAUGAUGGGCAGAGGUGGACUGUGUACAGAGAGCCUGGUGUGGAGCAGGAUAAGAUAUUUCAAGGAAACAAAGAUUAUCACCAGGAUGUGCGUAAUAACUUUUUGCCACCAAUUAUUGCACGUUUUAUUAGAGUGAAUCCUACCCAAUGGCAGCAGAAAAUUGCCAUGAAAGUGGAGCUGCUGGGAUGCCAGUUUAUUCUUAAAGGUCGUCCUCCAAAACUUACUCAACCUCCAUCUCCUCGAAACAGCAAUGACCUCAAAAACACUACAGCCCCUCCAAAAAUAGCCAAAGGUCGUGGCCCCAAAUUUACUCAACCACUACAACCUCGCAGUCGCAAUGAAUUUCCUGCACAGACAGAACAAACAACUGCCACUCCUGAUAUAAAAAACACUACCGUAACUCCAGAUGUCACCAAAGAUGUAGCCUUGGCCGCAGUGCUUGUUCCUGUGCUGGUCAUGGUCCUCACCACUCUCAUUCUCAUAUUAGUGUGUACUUGGCAUAGGAGAAACAGAAAGAAAAAAACUGAAGGCACCUAUGAUUUACCUUACUGGGACCGGGCAGGUUGGUGGAAAGGAAUGAAGCAGUUUCUCCCGGCGAAAUCUGUGGAGCACGAGGAAACCCCCGUUCGCUACAGCAGCAGUGAAGUCAAUCACCUGAGUGCGAGAGAGGUCACCACAAUGCUGCAAACGGACUCUGCAGAGUAUGCCCAGCCGCUUGUGGGAGGAAUUGUUGGCACACUUCAUCAGAGGUCGACCUUCAAACCAGAAGAAGGAAAAGAAACAGGCUAUGCUGACCUAGAUCCUUACAACUCCCCGAUGCAAGAAGUGUAUCACGCCUACGCUGAACCACUCCCAAUUACGGGGCCUGAGUAUGCAACCCCCAUUGUCAUGGAUAUCUCGGGGCACACCCCAGCUUCAGUUGGUCUACCCUCAACGUCCACUUUCAAAGCUACAGGGAACCAGCCUCCUCCUUUAGUGGGAACAUACAACACUCUUCUCGCCAGGACUGACAGCUGCUCCUCAGCCCGGGCCCAGUAUGAUACCCCAAAAGGUGGGAAGCCAGGUCCAAAUGCCCCAGAGGAAUUGGUGUACCAGGUGCCACAGAGCACACAGGAGGUGUCAGGAACAGGGAGGGAUGGCGACAGUGAUGUUUUGAAAGAAAUCCUUUGAAGGUGAUGCUGCUUUUUACAAAGCAUCGUUUUAAAGCACAUGGCCUUUU
This is a messenger RNA of Myotis lucifugus (little brown bat), 2756 nucleotides long. It is a transcript of the gene DCBLD2, whose product is annotated as discoidin, CUB and LCCL domain containing 2. The record is from RefSeq and is a predicted model, not a curated record. Lineage: Eukaryota; Metazoa; Chordata; Mammalia; Chiroptera; Vespertilionidae. The transcript is spliced from 16 exons. The coding region runs from base 374 to 2707 and encodes 777 amino acids.